GCGAUCGGUUCAGCAGUCUCAGAGCUGCUGUGGUGUCUUCACUCUACUGGCAGGAAUGAGCUCCCGCCGGAAGUGAGGUGGCCUUUCUCGAGAGCAAGCGAAAAAUAAACACGUAGCCGUCAAGUUGCUACGACUACAAGAGAUUGAAAUCUACAAGAUUGCUUUAGAUGGAAGCAUAGAAGCAAGACGCAGUUAUUAGAAGCAAAACGCAACCGAGGCCAUCUCUGUAAAGCAGAAAUAGCGGAUUCCUGCGGCUGUAGUGAAAGAUGGUGCGAGCGGCUCUUGUGACGGCCGUCAGUUUGGCUCUGACUGGCGCGGUGGUUGCUCAUGCCUACUUUCUCAAGCACCAGUUCUACCCGACUGUGGUGUACCUCACCAAAAGCAGCCCUAGUAUGGCAGUUUUAUACAUUCAGGCUUUCGUGUUGGUUUUCCUUUUGGGGAAAUUAAUGCGGAAGGUCUUUUUCGGGCAAUUAAGAGCUGCUGAAAUGGAGCACCUGAUUGAACGCUCGUGGUAUGCAGUGACAGAGACCUGCUUAGCCUUUACAGUCUUCAGGGACGAUUUCUCCCCUCGCUUUGUGGCCCUUUUCACUUUGCUGCUUUUCCUCAAGUGCUUCCAUUGGCUGGCUGAAGACAGGGUGGAUUUUAUGGAAAGGAGUCCAAAUAUCUCUUGGGUCUUCCACUUCAGAGUUCUCUCUCUAAUGGUGUUGCUGGGAGUAUUAGACUUUCUGUUUGUCAAUCAUGCGUGUCACAGCAUUAUAACGAGAGGGGCAUCAGUGCAGCUGGUUUUUGGAUUUGAGUAUGCGAUUCUGAUGACUAUGGUCCUCACCACCUUCAUCAAGUACACCUUACACACAAUUGAUCUGCAGAGUGAGAAUCCAUGGGACAAUAAAGCCGUCUACAUGCUGUACACAGAGCUCUUCACAGGAUUCAUCAAGGUGAUAUUGUACAUGGCGUUCAUGACCAUAAUGAUAAAAGUGCACACCUUCCCUCUGUUUGCCAUUCGGCCCAUGUAUCUCGCAAUGAGGCAAUUCAAGAAGGCAGUAACAGACGCCAUCAUGUCUCGACGAGCCAUUCGUAACAUGAAUACUCUCUAUCCAGAUGCCACCCCUGAAGACUUGCAAGCCACUGACAAUGUGUGCAUCAUUUGCAGAGAAGAGAUGGUGACUGGAGCCAAGAAACUGCCGUGCAACCACAUAUUUCACUCGAGUUGCCUUCGCUCAUGGUUCCAAAGACAGCAGACAUGUCCCACCUGUCGUAUGGAUGUCCUCCGAGCAUCCCAGCCAAACCAGACUCCAGCCCCAGCGGCUGCACAAGCACCUGCCCCUGCUGCUCCUGCUAAUGCCCCCGUACCUCCACCUGUCAAUGUUGCUCCAGGUAUGAUGCCUCAGUUUCCUCCUGGGCUGUUUCCAUUUUGGGGUCCCUUCCCUGGCGCACCUCCUCCUGCUGCCCCUGGUGCACAGGCAGCUACUGACACUCCACAGACCAGUACCGAUGGAACGCAGGCACAGGGAUCAGAAUCAGGAGCCAGCAGCUCAAGUCAGCCGACUGCAGACAGCGCCUCUGCUGCUCCUGGAGCGAUGCCUGGAUUCCCCUUUUCCAUGCCGCCACCUUUCCCAUCAGCUCCAUGGCUGCCGAUGCCUCCACCUCCACCUUUUAUGUCAUCCAUGCCACCGCCACCGUCAACUCUGUCCACAAUGUCAGAGGCUGAGCUCAGAGAACUGGAGCAGGAGGGCAGGCGAGGUUUGGAAGCCAGGUUGCAGUGCCUUCACAACAUUCACACAUUGUUGGAUGCCGCUAUGCUUAACAUUCACCACUACCUCAGCACGGUGGCUACAUUAAGUCCUCCAAGAUCAGAAACCAACACUGCUGAGGCCAGUGCAUCAGCGAAUAUGGAGUCCACACCCUCCACGAGCAACACGGAAACCCCCAGUCAGGAGAACGAGGCUCAGAGUGGUGAAUCUGUAAAUGGAGCUACAGGCUUUUCUCGACCGGACUCAACCACAGAAGAGGACAAUGACAGGAAGGAGGGAGAUGAGGAUGACGGCGAGCCGAGCGCCGCUGAGUUGAGACGGCGUCGCCUCCGUAAACUGGAGACCACGCAGACUCCUGACCACUGAUGACGUGAUACUUAAAAACAUGACAGUAGAAACGCUUCUUAUGGACUUUUGGGCACUUGGCAUGUUGUCAGAUUAUCUGAGGAAAGUUCAUGUGUUCUUAGAUGUUAUCUAAAUGAGGCACAUCAAGGCACUUCACACUGUAUGGAGGAUUUGUCAUUGUCACGUGUACAGAGGAUACUCAGGUUGCGAACUGGUCUCUGGAUCACCAUGCGUGAAGAUUUAAAGGUUAAAAUAAAAGCCGUGCACCUUGAAGGUCAGCUGUGACUAUUGAAGUAUUGAGAAUUGGUGAGACUUUCCUCUCUGAAUGUGAUUUCUGUUUCUCAGAGGAUCAACAAGGUCUGUGGAUUUCUCAUGUGCCCUUAAAAUUUGAUGUUUUCCCCUUCUUUGUGUAUUUUCAUUAUUUCUAGCUCUACAUAAUAGACUUUUUUUUCUUAGAUCUACUUUGGUUAUGGGUAAAAGAUGACCAUGAACCAAAUAUGAGUAAAUUAACUUAAUGUACAUAAUGUAUAAAGUGUUUUAAUAGGAUGAUCUGUACAUACUGCACAAUAAACUGUUUGAAACAGA
Molecule: messenger RNA, 2681 nt
Organism: Ctenopharyngodon idella (grass carp)
Lineage: Eukaryota; Metazoa; Chordata; Actinopteri; Cypriniformes; Xenocyprididae
Gene: syvn1
Product: synovial apoptosis inhibitor 1, synoviolin
Exons: 16
Coding region: 267-2117 (616 amino acids)
Cellular component (GO): cytoplasm
Source: RefSeq, a predicted model, not a curated record